Messenger RNA from Octopus sinensis (East Asian common octopus), 519 nucleotides. RefSeq names its product glycoprotein-N-acetylgalactosamine 3-beta-galactosyltransferase 1-like. NCBI's taxonomy places the organism in Eukaryota, Metazoa, Mollusca, Cephalopoda, Octopoda, Octopodidae. Gene Ontology annotation, cellular component: membrane. Gene Ontology annotation, molecular function: N-acetylgalactosaminide beta-1,3-galactosyltransferase activity. The record is from RefSeq and is a predicted model, not a curated record. The transcript is spliced from 2 exons. Bases 1 to 519 code for a protein of 172 amino acids.
AUGGUGCCUUCUUCUACAUUCUCAAGAAUAGCCUUCAAUAUUGUCGUCCUCGGAAGAACUGACAGUCAUCGACAUGUCAUAUUUUGUAUGAUUUUAACAUCAAAAAACAAUUAUAAAACCCGAGGACGUGCAGUCUUGGAUACGUGGGGCAAAAGAUGUGACAAGACAUUUUAUUUUGUCGGAAAAGUCAUAGCGAACGAGUCCUUCAUAACCUCGCUGAAUAUCAACGAUGACUACGAACAUCUCCCUUCAAAAACAUACGGCGGACUGAAAUAUAUCGAAGCCAAAUUUCACGACGAAUAUGACUGGAUUGUCAAAGCAGACGACGAUACAUAUAUUAUUGUGAACAAUCUUCGCCAAUUCCUCGUUUCUGAAGAUCACAGUCGCCCUGUUUCAUUUGGACUCAAAUUCUACAAAUAUUUCCCCAAUGGAUAUUUCAGUGGGGGAGCCUCCUAUAUUUUGAGUAGAGAGGCUGUAAAGAAAGUGAUUUCUGCCAAUAAGGCAGAGGUAGUGGCUUAA